AUGUUCUCUCUCCGCCCUGCGCGUCUGCGUCCCACUGCCACAUUCCACCGCAGCUUUGCACUCCAGAGCAACUACGAUCACCUGAAAGCCUGGAUGACAGGAGCUCCACAGCCUUUGGACGUCGCGUCCACAAAGUUCGAGACGCUGUCGUUAGAAUUUCUCCACGACUCGAAUGUCCUGCACUUGAAGCUCGAUCGUCCAGAGGUUUUCAAUGCCAUGAACAUGCACAUGUGGGUAGAACUCGCGCAAGCCUUUGAAAUGGUCGAGCGCGAUCCAAGUGUCAAAGCCGUUGUGGUGUCGGGCGAAGGUCGUGGCUUUACGAGUGGCAUGGACCUCGACGUGUUUGCUCAGAUGCAAAAGAUCGCGGGUGAAGAGUCUUGUCAAGGACGCACACGAGAGCGUCUCAUGCGUAUGAUUGACCAGUUCCAGCGCGUCAUUUCCGCACCGGAAACGUGUCGGGUGCCAGUGAUUGCAGCAGUGCACGGCCCCUGCAUUGGAGCGGGUGUGGACUUUAUCACAGCGUGUGACUUGUGCUACGCUGACGAAAGUGCUCGUUUUGCCGUGAAGGAGGUGGAUCUAGCGAUCAUCGCAGAUAUCGGUACGUUGCAACGACUGCCCAAGCUAGUGGGUGAGCGCCGCGCGAAGGAACUAGCAUACACGGGUCGCAACGUCAACGGACUCGAAGCGGAGAAGCUUGGUCUUGUGCUGAAGGCAUUGCCUGAUCAUGAUGCGCUCAUGGGUCACGUUGCAGACGUGGCGAAGGUCAUUGCCAAGAAGAGCCCUCUCACGAUACGCGGCAUCAAGCAAACGAUCCACUACCAACGGGACCACUCGACGGCCGACUCGCUGCUGCAAAUCCGCUACCAUAACGCAUCGGUGCUGUAUAGCGACGACUUGACGCAGGCUGUGGGCGCGAUGAUGAAGGGGACGGAGCCGACGUUUCGCGACGACUAG
Molecule: messenger RNA, 954 nt
Organism: Peronospora matthiolae
Lineage: Eukaryota; Oomycota; Peronosporomycetes; Peronosporales; Peronosporaceae
Source: the annotation of a GenBank genome assembly